GAUAUACCAGUAAGGCAAUAAUCAGUCCCAAAUUAACGCGAAAAGGGGGAAUUUAUGACAGGAACGGACACGGUGAUUGACGCCCUGUCCACAGACGCCAAGUCGCCGUCUCUAGCUGUGAGAAGAGGCAGGUUGUCGCGAGUGUUUUUUGAGUACGGCAGUGAGGAAAACGUCGCCGUAAAACGUUUACUGAGUGAGUGGACGACCAGAGAGACCAGCCAGGAAGGCAGCGAAGUGCGGAGACAGACAUACGAGGGGGAAAGCCGUGAAUAGUCUGACUAACGGCGCUCAGUUUGGGUUUCCUGGAGGAUGUCUGCGACCACAGUCGAUCAGAGACCUAAAGGACAAGGAAACAAAGUGCAAAACGGAUCAAUGCAUCAAAAGGAUGGUGUGAAUGAUGAUGAUUUCGAGCCUUACCUGGGCGGUCCGACAAAUCAGAGUAACAGCUAUCCACCAAUGUCUGACCCCUACAUGUCCAGCUACUAUGCUCCAUCCAUUGGUUUCCCGUAUUCUCUGGGAGAGGCUGCUUGGUCCACGGCCGGAGACCCGCCUAUGCCCUACCUAACUACCUAUGGACAGAUGAGUAAUGGCGAGCCGCACUUUAUCCCCGAUGGCGUUUUUGGCCAACCAGGUGCCCUGGGAAACACCCCUCCUUUUCUUGGCCAACACGGCUUCAACUUCUUUCCUGGUAAUGCUGACUUUUCUACCUGGGGCACCAGUGUUUCUCAGGGUCAAUCGACACAAAGCUCAGUCUAUAGUAGCAGCUAUGGCUACGCCCCCAGCUCACUGAGUCGGGCCAUCGCGGAUGGACAAGCCGGCUUCGGGAGUGAAACCCAGCUCAGUAAGGUUCCCGUUCUGAACAGCAUUGAGCAGGGCAUGGCGGGCCUAAAACUGGGUACGGAUAUGAUGGCAGCUGUCACCAAAACGGUGGGUUCCCCCUUAGGAGGCAAUGCAGGUAUGAGCAGCAUGGCGGCCAAUAACCUUCCCCCAUCCGUCAGCUCGUCGGCACCCAAACCGGCCUCCUGGGCAGCUAUUGCCAAGAAGCCAGCCAAACCCCAACCUAAAGUCAAACCUAAAGCCAACAUAGGGAUGGGGGGUGGUGCUGCUAUCCCCCCUCCACCCAUAAAGCACAAUAUGAACAUUGGUACUUGGGAAGAUAAGGGCUCACUCAACAAGCCCCCGUUAGCUCAGACUAUGAUGCCACCCCAACCUAUGGUGCAGCAGCCGCUUCUGGCUCAGCCUCAAGCAUUACUGCAGAACCCUUUGCCCCCUCAGCCCCCCCACCAGCCCCAGCAUCAACACCAGCCCUUCCAGCUGCAGUCCCUCCAGUCUCCCCAACACCCCCAGCCUCUCCACGGCCCGCAGCACCUUCACCUCGCCUCCCAACCGGGCCCCCCUCCACCCCUCCAUCAGCAACAACCCCAGCAGCCGGUUCCGCCCCCCAACCGCUGGGUGGCUCCCAGGAACCGAGGCGAGGGCUUCGGCAUGGGUGUGGGGAUUCCGCUGAGCGCCGCUCCGUGCUCAGGAGAAGUGCACCCCGUGCUGGAAAAGCUCCGCGCCCUCAACAACUACAACCCCAAAGACUUCGACUGGAACUUGAAACACGGACGAGUUUUCAUCAUCAAGAGUUACUCAGAAGAUGACAUACACCGCUCCAUCAAGUAUUCUAUCUGGUGCAGCACAGAACACGGCAACAAGCGGCUGGAUAGUGCUUACCGCUCGCUGGGCAACAAGGGACCCCUGUACCUUUUAUUCAGCGUCAACGGCAGUGGGCAUUUCUGCGGCGUGGCCGAGAUGCGCUCACCGGUGGACUACAACGCCUACGCGGGCGUCUGGUCUCAGGACAAAUGGAAGGGCAAGUUUGAGGUGAAGUGGGUUUUCAUAAAAGACGUGCCCAACAACCAGCUGCGUCACAUCCGUCUGGAGAAUAAUGACAACAAACCCGUGACCAACUCUAGGGACACUCAGGAAGUGCCUCUGGAGAAGGCCAAACAGGUGCUUAAAGUUAUUGCAACUUUCAAGCACACCACCUCAAUCUUUGAUGACUUUGCACAUUAUGAGAAACGUCAAGAAGAGGAGGAUGCUCUGAGGAAGGAACGCAGUAGAAAUAAACAGUAACCUUCAAGCAAGCCCUCUGCUGGAACUGCAACACUAAUGAUGUUAAAUCAAACCUGCCUAACCACAAGGAGGAAAGGCUCUCCCAAUCUUUCCGCUGAAGAAGACAAUGUAUCCAAACACUUGAACGUGACAAGAGGUGAACUCAUCUGUAUCCAUUGACUGGUGCAUCGAACCCUUUUGUUUCCGCUUCACAAGAAAAGAAGUGUAACGUUCUUUGACACUCAGUCUCUCAAGCACUUUCAGUCCCUCGAAACAGCCUCUGCCAGUAUCCUUAACGCUGUAAUUCUGUUCUUUGAUUUUGUUUUGUGAGCUACUAACGAAUUAACCAGAGUAGUCAGAAAAUUCCACCACGCUUCUUGUUUUCUUUUUGUUUUUAAAGCCUCGAUCGUUUGAGAUAUCACUGAGCUUCAUCAGUCCCUGAAGAGAAUUAAAAAAUUAUUCUUGUACUUGAAUCUGUAUUCAGCCGCCUGAUCAAUUGAGACGGAGGCUGCGGAUGAUUGACAGGUGGAAUAAAUAAUUGGGUGAACGGCCACAAUCAUACCAAUCGUAUUAGCCUUCUUCUGUUUCUUUCUGCAUCUCUUUCUGUGUAUCAAAAGGUUAGUAACGUGGCGGCCUGCUGACAGCAGGCUAGAGCUAAUCUUUUAUUUUUUUGUCUUUUUUUGUUGAAAUUCUGUCAUUCUGAAGUGCAUUUGUUUGAGGAGAAACCUGCUGCUCUGGUAGAACCAUCACCUCUUUACUGCUGAUGUCUUUACUUCAGGCUCAGUCAGAUUUUUUUGUCCUCAACAACAAAGCUGUUUUUGUGGAGAACCUCCACCUGACGGACUCGAGGUUCUUCCCUGAAAGGCUUCAAUCAGCUGCACAGACGCAUCAGUUUUCUCCUCUUUAAAAGUCACUAGCUAAAUAAAGCUUAUGUUUAGUGCAAA
This is a messenger RNA of Oryzias melastigma (Indian medaka), 3041 nucleotides long. RefSeq names its product YTH N(6)-methyladenosine RNA binding protein 3 (gene ythdf3). Lineage: Eukaryota; Metazoa; Chordata; Actinopteri; Beloniformes; Adrianichthyidae. The record is from RefSeq and is a predicted model, not a curated record. Gene Ontology annotation, cellular component: cytoplasm. Bases 310 to 2118 code for a protein of 602 amino acids. Gene Ontology annotation, biological process: mRNA destabilization. Gene Ontology annotation, molecular function: mRNA binding; N6-methyladenosine-containing RNA reader activity. The transcript is spliced from 5 exons.